Molecule: messenger RNA, 3385 nt
Organism: Drosophila sechellia
Lineage: Eukaryota; Metazoa; Arthropoda; Insecta; Diptera; Drosophilidae
Gene: be
Product: ben
Exons: 5
Coding region: 401-2539 (712 amino acids)
Source: RefSeq, a predicted model, not a curated record
UGUAAGGGAACCGUGGAAUCGGAACACGGGCACCUCGCUCAGCGAUCGACGCCUGAGACGUAGCUUUAUAGUCAAACGAACUGCCAUCGGGUGAACAAGUCUCGCGACGUUCAUCGUGUUAAAUAUACAUAUAUUUUUUUGUUGUGCCUUUUUUUCUUAAGUUUUUUUCUAAAACAUUAUAAACAUAAAACUGCGGAUGACGAAGAGACACAUUAAUAUGCGUUUUAGUGCGGCCCCUGAAGAUCGGCGAUCGUGAGAAGGGAAAAAAAUUGUGUGGAAGUGAGCUAAGCGGUUUUGAAAAUAUCUAUUGGCAAAACGAAAACGAAUUUGUUAAAGCACAAAUAAACAAAAACGAAAUAAGCUAAGAGAAAAGUGUUGCAAAGUAGUGAAGAAAACCAGAAUGAAUUCGCGAUGGAUUGCUCCGGUCCUAAUCGGCAUAAUCAUUUCGUUUUCUGGCCAUGAUGCACUAACCUAUCCGGAGCGCUUCGAUCGCCUGCCCACGUGGGGUGGUCAUUCCCAAAUUGGUGGGGGUGCGCUCCUGUAUCCCGCCCACCGGGAGAAUCGGGAGAACAGGGUGGACCUGUGCCGGCACUGUUUCUGCAUUCAUCUCAAGGCGAUCUGCGAUUACAAGCUGAACAAAACGCUCUCGAACGAAUUUAACGAUAAGCUAUUGGUGCCGCUGAACAUAAAAUAUAUUGAAGUGCGACUGACUGCUGGCACCCAGUUCGUGAUGUACGAGAACUUCUUCCAGGACAACCAGGUGAACUACUUUGGUGUGAUCGGAGUGGGGAAAGAUGACCAGGUGGAAAUAACCAGCAAUGCAUUUAGCCACAACAAAGGCGGCUUUCCCAACAUCGAAAUAAGAAGUGUAUUGCGGGUUUUCCUGCGCGAGAAAUUCCUGACCGGUGCGGACUACAAGCUGCUGGUGGAGGAUGUUGCUCAGCUGUCCGUAUUCUCCAAUGCCCUUCAGAUGACCAAUCUGGACUGUUCCCUCAAGCGGAUCAAGGAGCUGAAUCUGAUGAAGAACGCUUUCAAUCCUGGCGUUGCCAAGUAUGGGAUAAAUCUCCGCAUCGAGGACUCGAACAUCAAUCAGCUGGGUAUCUUCGGCGUGUCCAUGGGCAAGGUGAGCCUGUUGCGCUGCCACAUCGACAUGAUCAUGAGCAACGCCUUCGAUGUCACCAGCAUCAAGGAGCUGAUCAUCGAGGGCUGCAAUAUCGAGGUGAUCGAGUCCCAGGCGCUAACCAACAAAUUGCAUAGCGAUAAGGUGGCCAUCGUGGACACGGUGAUCGGUACGAUUGAGGGUCAGGCGAUCAGUCAGAGCGGUAUAACCACCAUGAUUAUGUUUGGCAAUACAAUCACAAAAAUACGUUCGAAUGCCAUUCAAAUAGUGGCCGUUAGUCUGUUCAUACGCAACAAUUCAAUGAGCCACGUGGAGCCCAAUUGGUUGAGUGUCAGCCAGGCCGAUCAAGUGGAAAUUGCCAAUAAUCGCUUCCAGAACUACGGACGCUGCGAGCUGAACAUUGGCUCCUCGAAUUGCAGUUUUCGCAACAAUAUACUGCAGAAUCCGCAGUCGGGUAGCCUCAAUUUCACAUGUCGCGUCUACCAGGUGCGCGUGGGCACCGAGUGUUCGUGCAACAAAUCCUGGCUAUCGGAGCUAACCGAUCACGAUCUGGAAUCGGAAAUCCUCUGCCAGCUGGCAGAGCGUGAUGGCAACUGCUUCAAUGCCACCAAUACGGAUGUCCGCCGGUAUGUCAACGAGGCAUGUGCCAGCAAUGUGACCCGUUACUGUAUGGGUGGCCAGUGGGUGACCAAGGCGGCCAGUGAUCAGUCCAGCGACUCCGGCAAAUUGACCAUCGGAAUGAUAGCCCUUGGGAUUGUAAUUUUAACACUCUUGCUUGUUACCAUUGUCUGUGUGUUGGCCAAGAACUGGGGCAGUGGAAGCGGCACCGCUGGCGGUUGCCAGUCCGCUGAUAAAUGCCUAAUCGAGGAGGACAUUCGCGACCAACUGCGCCAGCGCGCACAGGAACUAAGCGGGGGCAGUGCCACGCGCAAGGGCAUACUGAAGCUGAUCAACGGUCAUCUGAGCAAGAAGGAGUGCAACGAUCGGGUCUUCCUUAUACUGGACAACAUGCCGCAAAAAUCGCAGGCGAUCGAAAGCCUGCUGCUUAGGCACAUAUCACAGAGUCACAUGGAGGCCAGUGACAGUGAUGCUUAUGCCAGCACCGUCUUUACUGACAGUGCCAAUGCAACAGCACCACCACCGCCGCCCAGCGCGCCCAGUCCCAGUGCCAGUCAGGGCGGACUCGAAGAUGAGCACAUCUACCAAGUGCCCGAUCAGCAGCGACCGCUCAUCUGCGAGUACUCAUUGCCGCCGCAACAAGUCGAGCAUACGUACUCCGUGCCGGAUAAUGACAUCAGUAAGUACGACAAUGACCACAACCUCAACUACGACUGCACUGGCACCAACAUCAGCUAUAGUUCCGUGCAAUCCUUGGAUCCAAGUCCGAACGGGCCCCUACUGCCGAUUGCAGUAGUCUAGUCUAGUCUUUUCCCUCUACUUGGCUGGGCUAACUGUUCCACGAAUAUUAUAUUAUAUAACAAUCCAUUAUUGUACUUACAUAUAACCUAAAUGUUUAAAUAAGUAUGUAGCGGAUGUUGGUUUAAAUAUUGAUAAAUAUUUAUGCUGUUAAGCCACAUCGCCAAAAAGUUCUCGGAAUUGAUCCUUUCAAGAGACUGACCUAAACCCUCACGAAUAUCGAAAACAUUGAAAAACCUAUAGAAAAAAACAUGAUCUGUAUAUAAUAAAACACCUAAAAAAGGAACCAAAAACUUGGUACAUGAAAACCUAAUUUUUAUUACUAUAAAAAUAUAAUAUAAUAAUAAUAUAUAUAAGAACAUAUAAACUUAACCUGAACAAUAACACGCAUAGCACAAUAUCCAUCUAUAUAUCAAAUCUAUUUUUUUUUGAAGUAUCUCCUCACUUUACUCUCGCACGUGUACGUAACUUUAGCGGCAAAAUAUAAUUGUAUAGCUACACAAAAUUAUUAUUUAAGAAAACACAAGGAGUCGAGUCACAAACACAUAAUGGCAGAAUGGCAGUUCGCAAAUGCGGAACGUAUUAACCCACAAAGGUAGUAAAAACAAAUCGUAGUUAAAUAUUUCCAAAUGCAACCCAAAAACAUGGUGACGGUUUCCAAAUUCUCUAUUUUCUAUAAGUAUCUUCGGUACGUGUAUGCUGUAUGUAUGUGUAGAUUGCUAUUCUAUGUACUAUGUUCUAUGUUCUAUAUACUUCCCCUCAAUGUUGGUGUAAUUAACUGGUGUAAUUCGUUUACUCAGCUCAUAUUUAUAGCCAAUACCAUUAUUCUUUACAGAUACGAACGACAUG